Messenger RNA from Sinocyclocheilus anshuiensis, 4389 nucleotides. Its product is annotated as receptor-type tyrosine-protein phosphatase mu-like. Gene Ontology annotation, molecular function: protein binding; protein tyrosine phosphatase activity. The record is from RefSeq and is a predicted model, not a curated record. Gene Ontology annotation, biological process: protein dephosphorylation. NCBI's taxonomy places the organism in Eukaryota, Metazoa, Chordata, Actinopteri, Cypriniformes, Cyprinidae. The transcript has 31 exons. Gene Ontology annotation, cellular component: membrane. Bases 1 to 4389 code for a protein of 1462 amino acids.
AUGUGUCCUGCAGAAGAUGCAGAAGACUGUCUCCUGGAGAAACCCUACACAGACUGCGGCUACAGUCAAGGCAAAGACGACGACUUCGACUGGGAGCAGAUCAACACCAAGCAGAAACCCUCCUCAGAGCCCUGGCUGCCGUCAGGUUCAGCGUUCAUGAUGGUGAACACCUCGGGACGGUCCUCCGGUCAGAGAGCUCAGCUCUACCUGCCGCAGUUCAAAGAGAACGACACCCACUGUGUCGUAUUCCAGUAUUACGCCGCCAGUCGAGAGGGAUCGAGUCCCAGCCAGCUGCUCAUCUACGUCAAGGAGAACAACAGUCCUCUGGGCUUCGCCGUGUGGAACUCGUCUGGACCGGCCUUCCAGAAGUGGCAGCAGGUGGAGCUGGCCAUCAGCACCUUCUGGCCCAAUUUCUACCAGCUGGUGUUUGAGGUGGUGGCGUCUGGUGAACAGGGUCUGCUGGCCGUCAGAGGAAUCUCGCGUCAGGGUCAUCAGUGCAUGAACACGCCUCACUUCCUGCACAUUAAGAGCGUGGAGGUCAACGCCAGACAGACGGCCACCUUCCAGUGCACUAUUAACGGCCAGCCCAAAGACCAUGUCAACUACAAGCUCUGGCUCCAGGGCAUCAAAGGACGCGAGGCUCCUAUGAAGGACACCAAACCUGUGAACUCCAGACGCUACACAGCCACCUUUGACAUCGUCAACAACACCAAAGAAGACUCGGGCCGCUACCGCUGCAUCGUGCGCUCUGAGAAAGGAGUCGGAGCGUCCAGUUACGGAGCUCUGGUGGUCAAACAGCCUCCGAUCCCCAUCGCUCCUCCUCAGCUGACGGCGGUUGGCGCCACCUACCUGUGGAUCCAGCUCAACGCAAACUCCAUCAACGGCGACGGGCCCAUUAUCGAGAAGGAGGUGGAGUACCGCACGCUUUCCGGAAGCCUGAUCGACAGCCAACCAGUCGACAAACCCAACCACAAGAUCGGCCACCUGGACCCUGACACCGAGUACGAGAUCAGCGUGCUGCUCACCAGACCCAACGAGGGCGGCACCGGGGCCCCGGGUCCCCUGCUCAGGGCCCGCACCAAGUGCGCAGAUCCCAUGCACGGCCCUCGAUGGCUGCAGGUCGUAGACAUCAAAUCCAAGCAGUUGACGGUGCGCUGGGAGCCGUUCGGAUACAAUGUGACGCGCUGCUACAGCUACAAUCUGACGGUGCAGUACCGCUACACGGCUAACGGCAAAGAGGAGACGCGCGAGGAGACGUGCUACGAUACUCUGAGCGCCGCGCCACAGCACACCAUCCGCAGCCUGCAGCCCUACACCAACGUCAGCAUUAAACUGCUGCUGCGCAACCGCGAGGGAGUCAAAGAGAGCGACGAGCUCGACGUGCUCACCGACGAAGACGUUCCCGGCGCCGUUCCGCAGGAGUCCAUCCAAGGAAGCACAUACGAGGAGAAGAUCGCCCUCCGAUGGAGAGAACCGCUCCAGACGUACGGCAUAAUCAAACAGUAUGAAAUCUUCUAUAAGGCCGUCAGCUCCUUCGACCCCGAGUUCAAUCUGUCCAAUCAGAGCGGGAAGAUGCUGAAGUUCAGCAACGAGACGUCGCACAUCUUCACGGGUCUGUAUCCCGGAUCCACGUACUCCUUCACCAUCAGAGCCAGUACGGUCAAAGGAUACGGGCCGCCCGAAACCACACAGUUCACAACCAAGAUCUCACCACCGCGUAUGCCGGGAUACGAGCAGGAGACACCGCUGAAUCAGACCGACAGCACAGUGACAGUCCUUCUGAAACCGGCCCGGAGCCGCGGAGCACCGGUCAGGUGCGUCUUCAUUCACAUCAGACCCUCACAUCAGCAUCAGCACCAGACAAGCUGUUAUAGAACUAGAGCUAUCUUCUAUAAGGCCGUCAGCUCCUUCGACCCCGAGUUCAAUCUGUCCAAUCAGAGCGGGAAGAUGCUGAAGUUCAGCAACGAGACGUCGCACAUCUUCACGGGUCUGUAUCCCGGAUCCACGUACUCCUUCACCAUCAGAGCCAGUACGGUCAAAGGAUACGGGCCGCCCGAAACCACACAGUUCACAACCAAGAUCUCACCACCGCGUAUGCCGGGAUACGAGCAGGAGACACCGCUGAAUCAGACCGACAGCACAGUGACAGUCCUUCUGAAACCGGCCCGGAGCCGCGGAGCACCGGAAACUAAGAUCGAUUGUGUUCGCGUGGCCACUAAAGCUGCCAUUAUUGUGACUCAGCUCACCACGCCGUAUGUGCGUAUCGCACCCGCUGCCGGCGACAGCCAACUAACAGGUGCCGCGACCCGGAAGCCUGAUGCCGUGGAACCCGAGAAACAGACAGAUCACACGGUGAAGAUCGCCGGCGUCAUCGCUGGCAUCCUACUCUUCGUCAUCAUCUUCCUCGGCGUGGUGCUGGUCAUGAAGAAACGGAAACUGGCGAAGAAGCGCAAGGAGACGCUGAGCAGCACGAGGCAGGAGAUGACGGUGAUGGUGAACUCUAUGGACAAGAGCUACGCUGAGCAGGGCACCAGCUGCGACGAGGCCAUUUCAUUCAUGGACACACACAACCUCAAUGGACGCACUGUCUCCUCGCCGUCAUCGUUUACCCUGAAGACUAACACACUGAGCACCGCCGUGCCAAACUCCUACUAUCCAGAUCCCUUCGUGCCGACCGCAAUCUUAGACGAGAACCACACCAUGACAAGCGAGACCAGCAGCUUGGUUCAGUCGCAUACUCACUCCUACAAGAAACGCGAGGCGGUGGAUGUCCCAUAUCAGACGGGACAGCUUCAUCCGGCCAUCCGUGUGGCCGAUCUUCUCCAGCACAUCACGCAGAUGAAGUGCGCCGAGGGUUACGGCUUCAAAGAGGAAUACGAGAGCUUCUUUGAAGGGCAGGCGGCGCCGUGGGACUCGGCCAAAAAAGACGAGAAUAGAAUGAAGAACCGUUACGGCAACAUCAUCGCUCAGGAGGUGCGAGAGGUGAUGGAGGCUGAGAUGAGGACACAGCUGCGUCGUCAGGCUGCUGCACACACAGAUCACCUGCGGGACGUGCUGAAGGUUCAGGAGCAGGAGCUGCACGAGGAGGCCCAGGAGGGCUACCAUCGACCGAAUCACUACAUCGCCACACAAGGUCCGAUGCAGGAGACCAUCUAUGACUUCUGGAGGAUGGUGUGGCAGGAGAACACGGCAACUAUCAUCAUGGUUACCAAUCUGGUUGAAGUCGGCCGGGUGAAGUGCUGUAAGUACUGGCCCGACGACACUGAGAUCUACAGGGACAUGAAGGUGACGCUCAUCGAGACUCAGCUGCUGUCUGAAUAUGUCAUUCGAACCUUCGCUGUGGAAAAGAGAGGAGCUCAUGAGAUCAGGGAGAUCCGGCAGUUUCAUUUCACCGGCUGGCCGGAUCACGGCGUCCCGUAUCACGCCACAGGGCUGCUGGGCUUCGUCCGCAGGGUCAAAGCCAAGAGUCCUGCCAACGCCGGCCCAAUGGUCAUCCACUGCAGUGCUGGAGCGGGACGCACCGGCUGCUUCAUCGUCAUCGACAUCAUGCUGGACAUGGCGGAGCGGGAAGGAGUGGUGGACAUUUACAACUGCGUGAGGGAACUACGGUCCCGCAGGGUCAACAUGGUGCAGACGGAGGAGCAGUAUGUGUUUAUCCAUGAUGCCAUAUUGGAGGCGUGUCUUUGUGGCGACACCACGAUCCCAGCCAAUCAGCUUCGCUCAGUGUAUUACGACAUGAACCACUUGGACCCGCAGACCAACUCCAGCCAGAUCAAAGAGGAGUUCAGAACGUUAAACAUGGUGACGCCCACGUUACGGGUGGAGGACUGUAGCAUUGCACUGCUGCCGCGGAACCAUGAGAAGAACCGCUGUAUGGACGUGCUACCGCCCGACCGCUGCCUGCCCUUCCUCAUCACCAUCGACGGAGAGAGCAGCAACUACAUCAACGCCGCGCUCAUGGACAGCUACAAGCAGCCGUCUGCGUUCAUCGUUACCCAGCAUCCUCUGCCCAACACCGUCAAAGACUUCUGGAGGCUGGUGCUGGACUAUCACUGCACGUCUAUAGUGAUGCUGAACGACGUGGAUCCCGCGCAGUUGUGUCCGCAGUACUGGCCGGAGAACGGCGUCCAUCGGCACGGACCCAUCCAGGUGGAGUUUGUGUCGGCAGAUCUGGAGGAGGACAUCAUCAGCAGGAUCUUCCGCAUCUAUAACGCCGCGCGGCCGCAGGAUGGGUACCGGAUGGUGCAGCAGUUCCAGUUUCUGGGCUGGCCGAUGUACCGCGACACUCCCGUCUCCAAACGCUCCUUCCUCAAACUCAUCCGACAGGUGGACAAAUGGCAGGAGGAGUACGACGGAGGAGAGGGACGCACCGUCGUGCACUGCCUGUGA